Molecule: messenger RNA, 2805 nt
Organism: Naegleria fowleri
Lineage: Eukaryota; Heterolobosea; Eutetramitea; Acrasida; Naegleriidae
Exons: 6
Coding region: 1-2805 (934 amino acids)
Molecular function (GO): protein binding
Source: RefSeq, a predicted model, not a curated record
AUGUUCAAAUCACAGCCUGAGGCAUUUACUUCUUCUCAUCAAUCAUCCACAGCUCUUCAAAUAUUGGAUGUUUUGGAAGCAUCAAGCUCCGAAUACCUAUUUACAAGUGUGGCUAUUUCUUCUCAUCAUCAUCAUGAAGAGCCUUUUUGUGAGAAGAAUAGAAUCGUCAACAGCACGACAACCACAGCCCAUACAAAAUGGAAAUCAUCCAGCCUUCCCAACAUCAAGCAACAUACAACAACAUUGAAAGCUCUCAAAAAACCACCCGCUCAGUCGUAUCCUUCUUGCACUAUGUUGAUGGCAGGUGGGGAAAGUUCUGGACUGGUUUCAAUUUGGCAACUCUCUGAAGAGAAGGGUCAAUUGUUGAAUCGCGAACCUAUUCUACUGCUCGCUCACAGCGAUGACGAAGUGAUGAGCGUAUGUUUUGGAACCAGAAAGAAGGAACUAUUUUGCUCAGCCUCCAAUAAGGUGAUUAAAUUAUGGAAUAUUUAUGCUUGCCUGCAAGGAGUUCAACAAGACGGAGUAAUUAUUGGAACAUAUUUAGGAAAUGUGACAUUUGUCAAGUUCAGCGAUGAUGACAAUUUGUUAUGUAUUGGGUUGGAGGAAACAAUUCUUAUUUAUCACAUCAAUGAAGGAAGAGUAAUUUUGCAAUUGGAUGGACAUCACUGUCCUGUCACGGAAAUUAUUUUUUUGCAAUCUUUCCCACAUUAUUUAAUUAGUAUAUCUGAAGAUCGAACAUUUAAGAUAUGGGACAUUCGGGAACGAAAAGUACUUUAUAAAUCGGGAGUUCUAUCACCAUAUCCAAUCAUUUGUGUUUGUGAAGAACCUGACACAAACAGAUUCUUUUUAGGUUUUACGAAUGGUAUCAUUCAAGUUUAUGAAAUUAGUAACGACAAAAGCUCUCAGUGCUUGUGGGUAAAAUUAUUGCAUGAAUUUGACCUUUCAAAGAAGGUAAAAAAAUUUUUAAAGCCAGAGUGUAAAAAACCCAUUCCAACGUUUGAAAUCAUUAGUAGCGAACCUGUGUGGAAGCAACAACAUAAUUUCAUUCAGCAACAAUUUCGUGAAGAUGAAAUUUCUGACUCGGAUCAACAGGAAAUUGAUGAAGAAAUUUAUGUCAUCAAGAUGAAUUUCUUCAACAAAAACGAUUUAAAUUUUAUGAUGAUUUGCAGCAGAACAAUGGCUAUUGAUAUUAAUUUAUCUUCUUUUGAAAUUAAUCGGAUAUAUAAUAUUUCAAAAUUGACAGCAGAAUGCCAGGACUUGUUUCACACGUUUGCGUGUAAGUCAGUAGAUGACUGUACCACAAGAUUAAUCGCAGCAAGUGCUGUCAAACCACAUAUUUGUGUGAUGGAUGUUAAUCACCAAGCGAUCGAUCUGAAUAUUUUGAACAGGCAAACAGAGGUGACAACAACAACGCAAGGAAGCUCAACACCUAAUGGAACAUCAAAUGAACAAUCUUCUGAGAUUAGCUCUAUAACUUAUCAUUCUGAGUUACCUGUUUACUUGAAAGGAACCUUAACGAAAAUCACACCCAACACGACAACCACGAAAAAAGGUCUUUUGAAGAACCAUCCAACCACAUUCACCAAUCGCAUCAAAUCUUCUGGCUAUUCAGAGGCUCCAUUUAUGCACAAGAAAAAGUCUUCCUCCUCAAGCACUGGAACUUUGAGAUCAACGAAAAGAGAACCCAUGAUAGAUGCUUCCUCAUUGCCACACUCCCCACCCAUUCAUCUGUCAUGUGAUGUUAAACUCCAUUCAUCACCAAUUUUGUGCCUCUCUCUGUCUCCAAACAAAGAAAACCUUUGUACUGGAUCUAACAGUGGCCUGGCUCUCCUCUCCAAAUCACCACUCUCAAAAUCUACUAAAGGAAUACCUUUGGAAAAGCAUACAAAUUCUGUGACAAAUGUGAGCUGGUCUCUCACAUCCAAGUUAGUACUCACUUCAAGCUCUGAUUGUAGUGCAAUUAUGUGGAAAAAUGGAAAGAAAGGAAUUGAACCAGUGAUUCAUAUGAAAACUAUUUUAGGAAAUAUCAAAAAUAGUGGCACAGAUGUUAAGAAAAUGGAAUUGGAGUUCAAAUCGUCUGUGAACAAUGCGCAGUUCUAUCAUCAAGACAAACUUGCCACUCUCUCGAGCUCCAACAAGCUCUACUUUUACAAAUAUUACAUUCAUAAGGAAAACAACACAGACCAAAAGUUUUUAAAAAAAAAAGUUGAAAACCACAAGUUCAAACUAUCACAUGUAUUCGAAAGCAAGCAAGCUCAAAAAAUCUCAUCUUUAGCAUGUCCAAAUGUUUAUCUUUCCAAUUAUAUUUUAAUGGGUUACUCUAGUAAGAGUUUAGAGUUGUAUGAUGUUUGUAAAGAUAUGGUCGUGAGGUCGAUCGAGUCGGCACAUGAAAGACCCAUUCACACAAUUACGCUAAAUAAUUCUCCAAAUGCUUCCAGCGAUUCCAUUAAUUUAUUUCUUACUUCAUCUGUGGAUGGAUGUGUGAAAUUAUGGGAUCUUCGACAAAAAGACUAUGUGAGAAGAUACAGUCAACACAAAAAUUCCAUUCACACCAUUGGAUUGGAUUUCAGUCCUUGCAUGAGAUAUUUAGCAUCUGGCAGUGAAGACCGUUGUGUGUACUUGUAUGAUUUGACCACUUCAGAGAAGUGUGUCGAGAAAAUCAUUUCAUGUCAUUCCGAUGUGGUGAGUGAUGUUGAAUUUAAAAAUUAUUCAACAUUAUUGAGCUGUUCAUUUGAUGGGAAAGUGAAUACUUACACAUGUUCUCAGACCUCAAUCACAAGUAAAUCGUCUCCACUAAGGGUGUAA